AUGGCACUUAGUGCGCUGCGGAAGCGCGUAGCGUACUUUUACGACCCCGACAUCGGGAGCUACUACUAUGGACCGGGUCAUCCGAUGAAACCGCAGAGAAUCCGCAUGGCGCACGCACUGGUUCUCUCUUACGACCUUUACAAACAUAUGGAAGUGUACAGACCCCACAAGUCAAUCGAGCCAGAACUCUGUCUGUUUCACUCGAGCGACUACAUCUCGUUCCUUUCCUCCGUCUCCCCAGAGAACUACAAGGAGUUUUCUCUGCAGCUAAAGAAUUUCAACGUCGGCGAGGCAACCGACUGCCCUGUCUUCGAUGGACUCUUCACCUUCCAGCAAGCCUGCGCAGGGGCCUCGAUCGACGCGGCCAAGAAGCUGAAUCAUCACCAGGCGGACAUUUGUGUGAACUGGUCUGGGGGGCUGCACCAUGCGAAGCGUUCAGAGGCUUCUGGUUUUUGCUACAUCAACGACAUUGUGUUGGGCAUUUUGGAGUUGCUCAAGUACCACGCUCGCGUGAUGUACAUCGACAUCGACAUUCACCACGGCGACGGGGUGGAGGAGGCAUUCUACGUGUCGCACCGCGUGAUGACUGUCUCGUUUCACAAGUUCGGCGACUUCUUUCCGGGGACCGGUGACAUCACAGACGUGGGGGCGAGCCAGGGCAAGUACUACGCGGUGAACGUUCCGCUGAACGACGGCAUGGACGACGACUCCUUCGUCGCGCUGUUCAAGCCUGUCAUCACGAAGUGCGUGGACGUGUAUCGCCCUGGGGCCAUUGUGCUGCACCUGCGUCGCCUUCGUGAAGUCGCUGAACAUUCCCCUCUUGGUCUUGGGGGCGGCGGAUACACCAUCCGCAACGUGGCGCGCUGCUGGGCGUACGAGACGGGCGUCGUUCUGGACCGCCACCGCGAAAUGUCCCCCCACGUGCCCCUGAACGACUACUACGACUACUACGCGCCUGACUUCCAGCUGCAUUUGACGCCCUCGUCGAUCCCCAACUCGAACUCGCCUGAACACCUCGAAAAGAUCAAAACGCGCGUCCUCUCCAACCUCAGCUAUCUGGAGCACGCCCCCGGCGUCCAGUUCGCCUACGUGCCGCCAGACUUCUUCGGCGAAGACAACGACGACGAAGACGAAUUCAUGCAAAACCAAGUCGAAAACGAGGGCGGCGGACGCGCGCCCGGCGCCGCCAGCAGCGGCCCCUCCUCGUCGGCGGCUGCGCCCUACCGGAUCCGCAGAAAGGACUACGCCAACGACUUCGAGGACAUGGCGGACAGAGACCAAAAAGUCCCGAUUUAG
Molecule: messenger RNA, 1296 nt
Organism: Besnoitia besnoiti
Lineage: Eukaryota; Apicomplexa; Conoidasida; Eucoccidiorida; Sarcocystidae
Product: histone deacetylase HDAC3
Exons: 4
Coding region: 1-1296 (431 amino acids)
Molecular function (GO): histone deacetylase activity
Source: RefSeq, a predicted model, not a curated record